This is a messenger RNA of Fusarium odoratissimum NRRL 54006, 693 nucleotides long. RefSeq lists its product as uncharacterized. The transcript has a single exon. Lineage: Eukaryota; Fungi; Ascomycota; Sordariomycetes; Hypocreales; Nectriaceae. The coding region runs from base 1 to 693 and encodes 230 amino acids. The record is from RefSeq and is a predicted model, not a curated record.
AUGUUUGGUGGUGAGCCAAUGUUUGGUGAUCAGGUCGUUGCGGUGGCGUACCUCUUCCCCAACGCGACCAUACGCAGCUGUGUAUAUGGCUCGAUCGAUGCAGGCGUCGUAGCCGUUUCUGCCGGAGGUUCAGACCCGGCCGAGCACAUUGUGCUUUCGGCGGCGGCUAUUGUCGAGAUCCUCGUUGACCAAGAUGGACACCUUGUCCCAACUGAACAACCAGAUAUCCCGGGAACAUUUGUAACCAAUUUGAUCCGAGCCCUGACACCCGUCAUCCGGUAUCCAACGGGAGAUCGCGCGGAGUUGGUUGAUAAGCCAGCUGGAAUCUUCCGUCUUCUUGGACGUAGCAAAUAUGCUGUUCGGCUAGGUCCCGUUUCUCUGGACAUUUCGCACCUACGUCAGCUCGCUAGAGCUGUUCUGAAGACUGUGGCUAUAGAGGCUUUCCAGGUGGUAAUCACCCGCCAAGAUUCCAAGGAUGCCAUGGAAAUAAUGAUAAACACAGCCGAGCCCCCUCCUGCAACCUCUGGAGAUGCCAUCAUUGAGAUGUUGAGUGAGCAGAGGCCUAUGAAACAUAUUGAGAUGGGAUUGGUUGCUCCCGCCAAGGUUUGUUUCAAAUCCAUCUGCGAUAUGAAAGCAAACCCACGCAGCGGGAAACUACCUGAGAUUAUCGAUUUGAGACUAAAUACUGUGUAA